CUCAAGUCUCAAGUCAGCCACUACCGAGCAUUGAUACCCUUGAUUCAAGAUAGUCUGGACCCGCGGUCUUCCCCAAUGGAUCCAUCCUGCCUCGUUCUCAUCAGCGGGCGCGAUCGGGACAAAGUCAGGCGUAUCGUCAAGGGCUUUGCACAUGUCCAAAUGGCUAUUCGAAUGAACGGAGACGCUCCCGACCAAAGCCACGCCCGAGAUCCCCGCAUCCCUAAAAGCCCUGCGCAACAAAAUCUUGCCGUGCUUCACAUCCCGGUACUCACUGCCCAUCCCCACCCGGCAACAUGCCGAGCAGGGGAAUCGCCGCACACGCGACCGACCGGCACAGACUGGCACAUGAGGUGUACUUGGUGGAUGUUGUGCAGCGCGGUGGCCACCGCAUAUAUCUCGGGGUCGGCGGACCACAUGUUCGUGGGAUCCGAGGCCAGUCCGUUCACCGUCAGCUCCAGCGAAGCAGAUGCCGGGCACGCUCGGAUUGAGAUAGCUUCGAAAUCACGAAGCAGACCACUGAUGGUUGCCAAGAUAGGGGAGGCUCGGAAGCUGAACUGGAAUCGAGACAGUUUCGGCGAGUCAAUCAGGCAAGGCAGAAGUAGGCCCGUAACCGGCUUAGAAGUGGCUGAUAUAUGUAUUUACCGACUCUCGAUUCGGUAGCGCCAGAGUCGGGUACAGUAGGAUCUGCGCGUCAGAAUCUCCUCGCGUGCAUUCGAGGAUGAUGUGUCGAAUCCUGAAUGGUUCUGUGCAAGACGAAGGGAUCAAUUGUGUCGAUGAUGAUAGAUAGCCCUUGCAGUUCAGGCAGAACUAGCGACGGCAGAAAGUGGUUCCAGAUAUCAGUGGGGAGGACGGUGGAUCCAAGGAUCAAAGAUUCAAUGUGAUGUGCGUUGGAUGAGAGGACUGAAAAUGAGCGUAGCGAGUGAGCGCCCUUCAGCACAACACGGAUCGUCACACGCUCGAUCAUUCUGAUCGAUUCCAUCACCUCGACGUCCCCCGUGUGCACACGCACAGUUGUGUGGCUGUUUCGUUGAAACGGGCCCCAGGGCGACCCCGG
Molecule: messenger RNA, 1054 nt
Organism: Mycena citricolor
Lineage: Eukaryota; Fungi; Basidiomycota; Agaricomycetes; Agaricales; Mycenaceae
Source: the annotation of a GenBank genome assembly